UACUUGAUAGAAGAAAAAACAGAAUUACUCGAAGAAUAUUACCAGAGCCACAUAGCAUUUCCGUAUCCUGAUCAAGAAACGAGAGAUAUCCUGGCCAGUCAGCUUGGGAUCACUCAUUUACAAGUGACAAAAUGGUUUUCUAACAGGAGGAACAAGGACAAA
Helobdella robusta is the source of this 162-nucleotide messenger RNA. RefSeq lists its product as hypothetical. Gene Ontology annotation, molecular function: RNA polymerase II cis-regulatory region sequence-specific DNA binding; DNA-binding transcription factor activity, RNA polymerase II-specific. Gene Ontology annotation, biological process: cell differentiation; regulation of transcription by RNA polymerase II. The annotation marks the transcript as partial. Lineage: Eukaryota; Metazoa; Annelida; Clitellata; Rhynchobdellida; Glossiphoniidae. The record is from RefSeq and is a predicted model, not a curated record. The transcript has a single exon.